Monopterus albus (swamp eel) is the source of this 2100-nucleotide messenger RNA. RefSeq names its product B cell receptor associated protein 29 (gene bcap29). NCBI's taxonomy places the organism in Eukaryota, Metazoa, Chordata, Actinopteri, Synbranchiformes, Synbranchidae. Gene Ontology annotation, cellular component: endoplasmic reticulum membrane; endoplasmic reticulum. Gene Ontology annotation, biological process: intracellular protein transport; endoplasmic reticulum to Golgi vesicle-mediated transport. Bases 129 to 845 code for a protein of 238 amino acids. The transcript has 8 exons. The record is from RefSeq and is a predicted model, not a curated record.
AGCCACCGUAGAAGGACCCGGAAGAGAAGCAAGAUAAACUUUCCUCGGACGAUUACAGAACUGAAGUAAACUUGCUCUCUUUUAGUUCGUUUUUUUGUAACUUGUUGGUUAUCCUCAGUGAUCCAGAGAUGACGUUGCAGUGGACUGCUGUGGCCCUCUUUCUUUAUGUGGAAAUGGGCGUCCUUGUCAUCCUCUGUUUACCCUUCAUCUCAGCCAGCAGGUGGCAGACUGUUUUUCAGCUGAGGAUCUGGAGCUGUGUGGCGAGGUUCUGGAACAAAGUGUUUCUCACCAUGAUCAUAAUACUUAUCGUUCUCUUCCUUGAUGCUGUUCGUGAAGUGAGGAAGUAUUCAGUUAAUGAAUUUGGCACUGAUGCCAAGCUUCAGCCAAACAUGUUUGACCAUCUGCACAUGAAGCUUUUUAGAGCCCAGAGGAACCUCUACAUCUCUGGCUUUGCUGUCUUCCUGUGGCUGGUUAUGAAGCGAGUGAUCACCCUGAUUAACCAGCUGGCAGCAGCGUCUGGGACUACAGCUGCUCUACAGGCACAGGCUGAGAAUGCCAACCAGACUGCUAAGAAAUACAUGGAGGACAAUGAGCUGCUGAAACAGUCUCUAAUGGAAGGAAAGGGUGAUAAGGCAACUGCAGAGGGCAUGGAGCUGUUGAGACAGGAGGUGGAGAAACUGAAAGAAGAACUGAAGAUCGCAGGAGAUGCCCUAGUGAAAUCCCAGUCAGAAGCAGAUGUAAUGAAGCAGCAGUCAGAGGGCCUUGCCAGGGAGUAUGACAGACUGUUGACAGAACACCAGGAGCUCCAGAAUCUUCAAGAUGGUGGACGUAGAAAAGAUGACUAGUAAUUGUAAAAUGCUUAAAGGACACAAUGUUUACACAGCAGCUUAGCCUAGUCACGAGAGAGUCACUGCAACAAUGCAUGCUUUACCUUCAUUCAUGGCUCCUCUGAAGUACAGACUAAUGGCAGAUGUUAGUGUUUUAAAGCAUGGAGAUGAAUUUUUAUUAGGGCACCAGAUCAGUUUAAAUGGAUCUGAUGAUAUUUGAUGGUUUCCUGUUUUUUCCUUGUGCAGUGUGACUAAGAGGGUUGCUUUCUCAAGUGCACACUAUCUGGCAGAUUGUGAUGAUAAUUGAUUGCACAAGAUAAUUGGAAAGAAUUCAGUCACAUAUCAACCCAGGUCUGAUUACAGAGCAUUUAAUAUGCUAAGACAAAUAUGCAACAAGGAUGUGUGUUAUGUGGUUUGCGUCAUUUGUUUCUGCCAGGUACACAGUGUAGUGGUAGAUUUGUUGAAAGCUGUAGCACGCCAACACUGUGGUAAACAGCUGUGAAUGUAUUUUGAUACUUCAAAUUAGCUUUUUUUUUAAUUUUUGUAUGUAGCAGGUUACCUGCUUAACUACAGUAAGGUCAGUGCAAGGCUGCCUAUACAAGUGUAGUUUGCAUGUGCAGCUGCAAAUAGGCAAAUCACUUUCAUGUGUUUUUGCUGCGUUUCAGCCGAAGGUGUGUACUCUUUCUAAGUUGUGGUGAUAAUGGUUGGCAGUAUAAAUGCCCAGCUGUUCAGUUUUUUUUUUUUUUUUUUUUUGUGCUUUUGUUGUUAAUUUGAAAAUGUUGGUGAAAAUCGGGCAUAGCAUAUUUGAGUAUAAGUUGAAUCAAAGAUGGAAGUUAAACUCUUCUUACGUAUGUGUCUGAGUAACAGAGGGUCAAGAGUCUUUUAAAACUGCCACACUGCAUGUUUCAAGUGUUUACUUUGGGUUAGAGGACAGGUUGCACUGGGAGUUAUGCUGAACGAUAAAGGGCCUGUAUGGAUUUUGUUAUCCAGACAGAGCCACGACACUGUGAAAGAGGAGCCGUGAUUGUAAUCACCAGAUAUUUGUGUUUCCCAGUUCUUCAAGUUAAAGCAAUUAUUGCCUUUGUGUAUGACAUUAUGUUUCAAGUCAGCUACAGUGCCUACUCAAGUUGCACCGUGUUUCUGUUUUAGACAAAUCCGACUGUAGUGCCUUUAAAGUGGAUGUAAUACAUUUUGCUAAAUAAAUAUGUUUCUUCAUCCUGUGUUUUUUUUUUUUUAAAGAAAAAUUGUUCAGCUUGUAUUUAACUAAGCAUUU